AUGGGGGAGGAAAACGAGGCCUCGAAUUCUAACCCCGAACCAGAUGCGAGCAGCAGCGAAGAAUCCCAAGUGAUAUUGAAUGUAUAUGACCUUACACCUGCAAAUCAGUACUCUGUUUGGUUUGGUUUUGGCAUCUUCCAUUCUGGCAUUGAAGUUCAUGGUAAGGAAUAUGGGUAUGGAGCACACGACUUCCCAAUCAGCGGAGUGUUUGAAGUGGAGCCUAAGAGCUGUCCUGGUUUCAUUUAUAGAUGCUCUGUCCCUCUGGGUCAUCUUAACAUCCCUCCCUCUGAAUUUCGUACAUUUAUUGAGGGUGUAGCUUCUGAGUAUCAUGGGAACACCUAUCACCUAAUUUCCAAGAACUGCAAUCAUUUUACAGAUGAUAUCAGCAAAAGAUUGAUAGGGAAAGGGAUUCCUGGAUGGGUGAAUCGGUUGGCACGGCUAGGUACAAAGUUCUCACUUGAAUAUAAUUUCUAUCACAUUUAG
Fraxinus pennsylvanica is the source of this 483-nucleotide messenger RNA. The record is from the annotation of a GenBank genome assembly. NCBI's taxonomy places the organism in Eukaryota, Viridiplantae, Streptophyta, Magnoliopsida, Lamiales, Oleaceae.